AUGGCUGAGGCUAUCCAAGGCCAGCGACAUGAUAGAAAUGCCCUUGUCCUCUAUGGGUCUGAAACUGGAAAUAGUCAAGAUGUGGCAGAGCAAUUGGGACGCAUAGCAGAAAGAUUGCAUUUUGCCGUGAGGGUUUGUGAGAUGGAUCAGGUUGAAAUUAAAUUGUUGCCGAAACACAAAGUUGUCAUUUUCGUUCUAUCAACAACAGGUCAAGGCGAGUUCCCGAAAAAUGCGAGGAAGCUAUGGAAGAGCCUGCUCAGGAAGCGAUUGCCUCCUGGCUGCCUUGGUCACGUGAAUUUUACCACAUUCGGGCUGGGAGAUAGUUCAUAUGCCCAGUUCAAUUGGGCCGCGCGUAAGUUGCAUAAACGACUUGAACAGCUGGGGGCAAACGAGAUAUACCCUCGAGGAGAAGCAGACGAGCAACAUGCCGAGGGAAUCGAUGGAACAUUUUUGUCUUGGUCGAUUGACCUUGGGAAGCACCUGCUCUCUCUGUAUCCUUUGCCUGAGGGACAAACGCCAAUUCCACCUGACGUGUUUCUUCCACCCAAACUUUUUCUGGAACUUGUCAAAGAGAACACGGAUGAACCCAGCGCUCUGGAAGCGACAUCCCCAUCUUCCGUAACCAAUUCACCUUCAGAUGCAACAUUCACAACAACUCGGCCCUUCAGCCAGACCAGUCCUGAUCAUCCUGAAGCGAGAGCCACAACCUCCGUGCCCUUCUCAGCUUCCGCGCAGCCGCUCCCGACAAACGGAUCUCAUACAGACUCGGCGCUUGCUUCGAAACACAUAAGAGACCAAGCUGAGAUGGAUUACACUUCACUGAUUCAACCAGAGCCUCGACCAUGUCCGCAAAUCAAGGAGAACAUUCCCGGCGAAGCAGACCCUGUAGAUCGAACCCGAGCUAAAGCACGUCUGCUCCCUUGGCCUGACGCUGUGGAGGCUAGACUUGUUAGCAAUCGUCGGAUUACACCUGAAGAUCACUGGCAAGAUGUUCGCGAACUCACCUUUCAUAUGCAUAAAGAUACGCGGUAUUGUCCUGGCGAUGUUUUAACACUAUAUCCCCAGAACUUUCCGGAAGAUGUUCAGGCGCUCAUUGAUCUCAUGGGCUGGAACAAAGUCGCAGAUUCGCGCGUAGCAUUUCAAGCAACAGGUCCCAAAUUCUACGCCGCGGAAAAUCUGAUAUCCAUGGCCCAUGGCCUCUAUCCAUCCCCGCGGACAACUCUUCGACAACUCUUGACGGACAAUCUCGACAUCACAGCCAUUCCAAAGCGGUCUUUCUUCGACUUUAUCUCCCAUCAAACGGAUGAUCCCAUUCACAAGGAGCGACUAUCCGAAUUCUCAAACCCAGCUUAUACUGAUGAAUUCUUCGAUUAUGCUACUCGCCCACGACGCAGCAUUCUUGAAGUGCUCCAGGACUUCCCAAGUGUAAAGAUACCAUGGAAAUGGGCUACUUGCGCUUUUCCUGUUAUUCGAGGCCGGCAAUACAGUAUCUCGAGUGGUGGCGACCUCAAACGCUCAAGCCACACCCCAAACGUCCUUCAGGUCCAGCUUCUCGUUGCUAUUGUAAAAUAUCGCACUGUUCUCAAGAAGAUACGUCAAGGCCUCUGUUCUCGAUAUAUUGCAUCAUUACCAGCAGGCACCGUGAUGAAUGUUGGCCUCAAGGAUGGUUCGUUUGAAGACACUACAAAAUACCAACCCAAUUAUCCUGUGAUCCUCAUCGGCCCUGGUACUGGUCUCGCUCCGUUGCGCUCUUUGAUAUGGGAGCGGGCCGCUAUGGGGAUGAUAGACGAAACUCAACGCGCAAAGACCAUACUUUUCUACGGAGGACGCAACAGGGAGGCAGAUUACUUCUACCAGGAGGAAUGGAAUACCUGGUUUCGGGACGUCACAAUUCACACGGCAUUCUCUCGGGAUCAAAAAGAGAAAGUCUACGUCCAGGAUAUUAUCAGACGCGAGGGCCAGGCCGUUUGGGAGCAACUUCAAAAAAAUGCGGUGGUAUACGUAUGUGGUAGUUCAGGGAAUAUGCCAAAGGCCGUUCGGGGGGCUAUUAUUGAUGUUAUGGUUAAGCAUGGGACGGCGCCAUUUCGAGAUCGUGCUACUGCUGAGGCCGCGGUUACGGAUAUGACACGGAGGGGACAUUAUGUGCAGGAGACUUGGUAA
Messenger RNA from Glarea lozoyensis ATCC 20868, 2160 nucleotides. Its product is annotated as Riboflavin synthase. Gene Ontology annotation, cellular component: cytosol. Gene Ontology annotation, molecular function: flavin adenine dinucleotide binding; NADPH-hemoprotein reductase activity; FMN binding. Lineage: Eukaryota; Fungi; Ascomycota; Leotiomycetes; Helotiales; Helotiaceae. Bases 1 to 2160 code for a protein of 719 amino acids. The record is from RefSeq and is a predicted model, not a curated record. The transcript is spliced from 4 exons.